UCUCACACUUCCAUUAUCAAACACACCCAACGAAACUCAUUGACUCGCUGUGAAAACACAGAAAACAAAAACCAAAAAAAGAAAAUGAAAAAGCGAAAACAAAGGAAAAAAACCACAUAAUCUAUGCUCUCUCUCUCUCUCUCUCUCUCUCUCUCUACUCAACCGUCAACAACACCCACAGACACCCAAUACAGCUAUACUUUCUCUCUCUAAAACCCCACACACACACACACACACACACACACUUUCUCCUUCUGAAUCUGCCGCCGACAUUUUCUUCUCCUUCAUUCUUCUUCCGUGGUCGCCAUGGAUGAUCUACGCAUCCCUGGCGCCUCUACUCUCUUCCUUCUCUUCCUACUCCUCCUUCCCGGAAUAUCCCUCGCAUUGCCGGAAUAUUCCCUCACCAGGUCCUCUUCCACCGCCAACUCCUCCGUUCAGAUCAACUCCAACUCCGUCCUUGUCGCCCUCCUCGACUCGCAUUACACCGAACUCGCCGAGCUCGUCGAGAAGGCUCUCCUCCUUCAGACCCUCGAGGAGGCCGUUGGGUCUCACAACAUCACCAUCUUCGCACCCAAGAAUGAAGCUUUGGAGAGGGACUUGGACCCUGAGUUCAAGCGCUUCUUGCUCGAACCCGGUAAUCUGAAAUCUCUCCAGAAGCUGCUUUUGUUCCAUGUCAUUCCGACCCGGAUCCCAUCCGACGAGUGGCCUGGAAAGUCCGGGUUGGUUUCACACCUCACGCUCUCCUCCGAUGAGCAUCUCCACCUGGAGCAUCAUAGUUCCGGUGAGAAGACCGUGGAUCUCGCGCGCGUGGUCCAACCCGAUGCCGUGACCCGACCCGACGGUGUGAUCCAUGGGAUCGAACGGUUGUUGAUCCCGCGGACGGUGGUCGACGACUUCAACCGCCGGCGGAAUCUCCGGUCAAUUACGGCAGUGAAACCGGAAGGAGCACCGGAGGUAGACCCCAGGACUCACAGGCUGAAGAAACCGGCUCCGCCGGCGAAACCCGGUUCGCCACCGGCACUUCCCAUAUUCGAUGCUUUGGCUCCCGGACCUUCAUUGGCUCCAGCUCCGGCGCCGGGACCAGGAGGCAAGCACCAUCAUUUCGACGGCGAGACCCAGGUUAAGGAUUUCAUCCAUACGCUGCUGCACUACGGUGGGUACAACGAGAUGGCCGAUAUUUUGGUGAAUUUGACGUCGUUGGCCAGCGAGAUGGGCCGGCUGGUCUCGGAGGGAUACGUGCUCACUGUUUUGGCUCCGAACGACGAGGCUAUGGCGAAGCUGACCACGGACCAGCUGAGCGAGCCCGGUGCGCCGGAGCAGAUAAUGUACUACCAUCUGAUUCCGGAGUACCAGACGGAGGAGAGUAUGUACAAUGCCGUGAGGCGCUUUGGGAAGGUCCGGUACGAUACACUCCGGCUGCCACAUAAGGUCGUCGCCGAAGAAGCCGAUGGGUCCGUAAAAUUCGGGCACGGAGACGGGUCGGCGUAUUUGUUCGACCCGGAUAUCUACACCGACGGCCGGAUUUCGGUGCAGGGGAUUGAUGGGGUUUUGUUCCCACCGGAGGAGGUUAAGGAGACCAAAUCCGUUGGCAAAACGGUUCAACCCGCCAAAGUUGUGGCCAAGCCCAGAAGAGGAAAAUUACUAGAAGUAGCCUGUCGAAUGCUAUGGACCUUCGGACAGGAGUCACGGUUCACCACUUGCCAAUGAUAUGUGCCUCAAGUAUCCUCAGGCUGGCUUGUUUGGUGGAAAGUGGCUAAGAGUUGUUGAGGUUGAUACAGUUGCAAAUGGUGUAAAAAAUGGUAUGGAAAAACUAAGGGAAGCUUUCUUGAAAUGGAGAGUAGCCACGACCUUUGUUGUUGUAUUCCUUUCUUGUCCUUCCUUCUCUGUUUUUAUUUUUAUUUUUAUUUUUUUCUCUCUCUCUCUCUUUCUUGGUGGCCUUUUUGUGGGUUUGGGUCUUGGAGACGGAGAAGUAAAAUCCACUCUAGUUUUCCCAAAUAUAUACUUAUUUUUAAUUAAGUACAUAGUGAUAUUUUUUGAUAUCUUUCUAGGGGUGGUUUGUGUUAGUAGGGUUUGAGCUUGUGUGUAAUGAAAGACAAAGAUUGGCUGGGGCAGAGAGUGUUUGUGUUGCAAGUUUUCAUUUGCCCAUUUGAAUAACAAACUAUAUGCAGAAAUUGCUGUCAAAAGUGCAAUAAAAAAACCAUUCUUUCCUGUAAUAA
Ziziphus jujuba (common jujube) is the source of this 2216-nucleotide messenger RNA. Its product is annotated as fasciclin-like arabinogalactan protein 15. The transcript has 3 exons. Lineage: Eukaryota; Viridiplantae; Streptophyta; Magnoliopsida; Rosales; Rhamnaceae. The record is from RefSeq and is a predicted model, not a curated record. Bases 307 to 1707 code for a protein of 466 amino acids.